AUGGAAAAUACCCUUGCUUAUCAUUAUGAUCAACAUGAGGGAUUCUAUAAUCUUUGUGUAUUUAUUCUAGGUCUUGUGAAUAAUCUGGGAUAUUUCGUUAUUAAUGCAUUUGUUGGGCAGCUUGCUGCAGAUUUUGACAAAAAUUAUUUCUUUGGAGUAUACAUUAUAUUUUUAAAUGCAGUUGCAUGCAUAGCUCGAUUUUCAAAUGCAAUUUUUUUCAUGAGAAUCCAACAUGGCACAAGAAUCAUGAUUAAUUCAGUCCUCAUGAUAUUUUCUUUCAUGCUUCUAGCAAUUGCUAUGCUGUAAUAUCAAGGUGUAUAUACUAGUUUCUACUUAUGCAUAAUCGCAAGUUUGACUCAUGGCUUUGCACAAGCUUUUGGAGAAGGAGUAUUGCUUGGGUAUUUGAAAGGAUUGCCAUCUGAUCUAGUAAUGACCUUUGGUUCUGGCACAGGUAUAGCUGGAUUUUCUGAUGCUUUUACUAUGAUAUUUCUUAACGCUCUAGGUUUAUUUGUCCUUCCCUAUUACUUUAGUUUCUUAUGGAUUGAUGAUAAAAGAAAGACGUAUAUAAAGAAUGAAUUGAUGUAUCCUGAGCUUCAAGUCUCCUCACCUGUAAGGUCAGAUGGCCUAUUCGCCCAAUACUACUCUCCAUAAAAUACAAAUAAACAAAUAUUUGAAUACAAUGAAUCAGCAGCAAGAGAAUAAAAGCCAGAGUAGGAAGGACAAAAUUAUUAAUAGUAAAUAAAUGAGCGAGAUUAGGAUAUCCAAGAAGAGAUUAAAGGAAUAGUAGUUUAUAAAGCUGGAAAUGAUGAAUUGAAAUUUGAUUAACAAGAAUAGCAUGAUUAAGACUAGGAAUACAGGUAAUCAAUCCCUGAAGGAGAAUCUGAUCCAUAACAGGUUCAUAGAAUGAGAAAGUGUGAAAGCAAAAUGCUGAAAGAAUAUGAUGAUGUAUCUGAUAAUAAAAGACUAAGCUUGGUAUCUUCAAUACAAGUAUUUUAAAAAGCAGGCUCCUACAUCUACAAUAUGGGACUUGUGAACUUUUUUGAAUACUUGGUCAUUAAUCUUACAUUGACUAUUCAUGUGUACAAUAAGCAGACAAAGGCAUAAUAAAUGAAUCAAGAAAUGUCAUUCUUUGAGGAAAACGAAUAUUCUUUCUUGAUGAUUGCCUACUAUGCUGGUUCAUUCAUUUCAAGAUCAACCCUUCAUAGUGCAAUUCUGUCUAAGUCAUAUACUCCUACAAUAGCUUAAGCGAUUAACCUCACAAUUUGGAUUUACAAUCUUCAGUACUCUCUGUUUACUAGUUUUUAUCCAGUAUUUUUCUUCAUGAUUUGGUGUGGUUUCCCAGGAGGUACAGCUUACUCAAAUUUUCUUUAUCUAGCUAAUACAAGAACUAAUUUGGAAUGUGAUUUUUAACUACAUUAUACUGAGAGAGAAUUAACUGUAAAUCUUUUGAUGAUUAGUAAUGAUUUGGGUGUGUUCUUUGCAGGAGUCAUUAAUUUAGCUGUUCAAGCACUCUAUUUCCCAGAUGUUCUAGAUAAUCCUCCUAGUUGA
Stylonychia lemnae is the source of this 1548-nucleotide messenger RNA. Lineage: Eukaryota; Ciliophora; Spirotrichea; Sporadotrichida; Oxytrichidae. The record is from the annotation of a GenBank genome assembly.